AUAGUAACGCGGAAGUACGCGUGUUCCAAAGAUGUCUUUGUUGUCAAUGAUACGGCCUUGCUUCUCCAAGUCUUUACGGAAUUUAACCUUGGUGCUUACCUACGUAGGCAUUCCAAUAAUGUGAACGAUAUCACAAGGUGUUCAAGAGUACCGUUAACUGUCUACAGCUUAGGAAUUCGGUGCUGCGACGAAAGGCUACAAUGAGCGUGUCCGAAAUAGCAGAGUUUUUGGAGACUCCCACUGGAAAAGACAAAAUGAUAAGGACGCUAUGUUACGCCGCUAAACUUACAUCUGCGUUGGUUAAAUCGGAAUCUGCAUCGGAAAAAUUAAAUUCUUUCGGCAGUCAACUGAGUAACUGUCGUGUUAUAUUACGGCUGUUCGAUGACUUCCCACAACUAAGUUGUACACUGGAGUAUGGUCUUGGUGCACAGGAACGUGAUGUCUAUCUCAGAUUUUUCAAUGUGCUCAGGAAUUUGGUAGACCAAGCGUUCUUUCCAAUUGAACACAUAGAGUGGCUGGCAGAUAACAAUUACAUUAAUGUUCGGAGUGAACCAUGGGCUGUAUGUAGCACUUGGUGCUGGGUUAUCUCACUGGCCUUGUCACUGAUGAAGUCACUUAGAACCAUCAAAAAUAUGAAUAAGCGAAAAAAGUCUCUGAAGGAAGUAGACUCAGAGCACAAGGAUGCAGUUGGUAUGGCAGCAAAGAGACGACGUGAAGUUCUGAGUGCUGUCCGUAAUGUGAUAGACCUGAUCCAUGCUAUACAUUGUCUUCCUCCUGGCUUCCUAUGGUCGAGUCGCCUAAGUAGGUUGCAGGUUGGAACUGUGGGAACACUGUCAUCUCUGCUCGGUCUUUACAUGGCUGUUACAUCAUUCCGAGCCAGCAGGGCCUGAGCACAUUCAACCGAUGUUUCCUAUAGGGCAGCGUCUGCAAACAGAACAACUGUUGCAGAUCUCUACAAAGUCAGACUGUUAUACAUAGCAUAAAUCUUUAGUCUCAGUAAAAGUGUUGGAUGCACCUGCUCUCGAUAACUGGCAGUUGCCUAGUAUUAUACAAAUGUAAAUAGCGCUAAAAUACCUUUAAAAGAUGCAUCUACCUGUUCUUGGUGUAAAGUAAUUUUGUGUUUAAAUAGUUUGGAGCUUGUGGGCAAAUGACACAGGUUGAUGAUAAACAUUAACAUGUGCUAGCUCUGCACAUUUGUAGCAAUCUUUAGUCUGUGAACUACCUUGAUGCAGCAAAUUGCUCCUUGAGGCACGAGCUACAGAUUUGAAGUGAAGAGGACAUGCUACUGUAUGGUUGAAAACUAGCGUAUUAACUUCUUCUUGCUCUUUGCUUCUCUAAACUUCCUUUGAAUUUCUAUGCCUCCAGAUUUCUCACAUAUGUAGUACUUCAUCUUGGGUAAUAGUGUAUUCAGUUCCCUCUCAAAUUCUGGUAUCUUGUCAAUCCAGCUCAUUCUAGUUGUGAGCAAAGGAUUUUGUUUAAAGAUCUGUCCAUGCGGUGUCUCUGGUGUAGGCAUGUCAUUUGAAGGUUUUGAGGUUGCUUAAUUGGGCUCAAAUGUCCAACUGUUAGGUGUUAUAUUUGCAUUCUCGAUACCUGCAAACUACGUGCCUCACCAGAGACACCAUACAGGUAGGUCUUCAAACCAAACCCUUUCCCCACAACUAGUAAAAAAUGGCAGAAGCGAUUUGACAGCAUACCAGAACUUAAAUCUGUAUUGUUUGUAGAAUGUUGUAUAAGCCAACCUCUGACCUUUAACAGAUCUCCUAUAGUAUAGAAAUAUGAAUAGUACAAAAAUGUCUACAUAUGUCUAAAACAAAUGUAACAUUUUUUGAGCUUGUCUUCCAGUUUUAGUUCUCAAUGCAGAUAAGGAAUGUUGGCAAGUGCUAGUGGUCUAAAGUAAAUAAUAGAAGGAAAAAGGUGAUGGCAAUUUUCAAAUCUACAAGCACAAGAUACUAUUGGCAAUUUAGGUUGGCAAUUUUAAGUUAAAGUAUUGCACACCUGUAUAUACAUUCUAAAUUUUUAAUUCACACCGUGACCAGCUUCGGAUUUUUAAAUGUCAAAAACAAUAUUUACAUAUAGAUGUAAAUCAGAAAUACACCUCAUCAUUACAAGUUAUCAAUUUUGCUGUUAGAGGUAUAUUGUAAGCUUGUUGCUUUUUUAAAAUCCAGUUGUCACUGCAGGAUGUGCUUAAUAUAUUUUCUCUUGUCAUUGCUUAUUACAAGAAUGAGUGAAGCUAUUACAGCCUGAUAAUGCAAGUGAUAGAAGGUAAUCAUUGACUGCAAAAUUGAGCUGUAGACAAACAUGAAGUAGAUUGAAAAAGUUGCUGACCUAAGAAACAAAGCAGUCUUGGGCUGGGCUCACACUGUUGUCCUAUCUAGCUGCCCCUCCACCACCCAACCCACUAUAUCCUGUGAUACACAUGACUUUAACUCAACAGGAGGACAUUGUCCAAAAUCUCAGGAACUUUUGCUGUCUUUAAUUUUUAUAUUUUUUUCGACUAGCCAGAGGCACAUGCUGAAAGCAGAGUCUGUUGUGUUGACACCUAGUGAAGGCAUUGCCAAAUGAAACAGUGGAAAAUCCAGUAUGGAAUAAUGAUAGUAUUGUGAAAAGGAUAGAUUGUCACUCAUCAUAUAGAGAGAUGUUAAGUUGUGGACAGGCACAACAAAAGGACUGCUAGACAUAAGAGUUUCGGCCAUAUGGCCCUCUUCUAAUAUUGACAACACACACAAACUCACACACACAAGCACAACUCAAACACAGCUACAAUAUAUGUUGAGUAACACUAUCCUUUUCAUAAUAUAGUGAAGGCAGUGUGAAACCCUCAUGUUAGGGGGCUGAUGACCUCAGAUGUUAAGUCCCAUAGUGCUCGGAGCUAUUUGAAACACUCAUGUUAAGUGUCAAACAAAUGUAAGAUAACUGUAUUGUGAGUGGUGAGUUUUACACCUUCCAUAAUUUGUACUCCACCCAAGGCCUUCCAGUACCAAGCUAAGGUUAAGGUCGUACUUUGCAGAGUGUUGUGAAUAAAGUUGAAAAGUAAUAUGUAAAUGUACAAAUCCAAUACAAAAGAACAAUGGGAAUGUAAAUGAUGGAAAUGUCGUAUGUCCUUGGAACCUAUUGUACGCAACUGUUCUAAUGAAUUAUGGAAUCACCUUUCAACCUUGCAUGUGGGUUCCAGUUACUUCAUCUUUGUUAACUAAUGUGUGUACCAAAUUUUAGCAACAGGAAAAGUUACCAAUGUUAAUGAAAGACUGAUUGCCUUGAUUUUAUGUUUGUGAUUGUACUCUUUCCUGUUUUUAUAUAUUUGACAUACUUUUUAGAUUCUAAUUUGUCAAAGAUAACUGUAUUUUCAAUCAAUCUGACAAGCAUGUUCCAUGUUGCACAUAACAUCUGGACCACUUUUGUUUUCUAGGUCUUAUCAGUUGUCUCUCCAAUUUCUGUAUUAACUACAUCUCUUCCAGUUACAUUUGUUCCAAGUGAAUGUCGUAGAACUAUAAAAAUUAAAUGUCAAACAUGAGAAAUGUUUUCACUUAGCUGACACCCACUUCUACCAUUACUUUUUUCACUAAAUUGACUGAAAGCAGACUGAAGGCAAUGAUUAUUAUUUUCACACUAACAUGCCGAAAAUACAUUACUGUUUCAUUUUUUCCUAUUACAUUGACAUCACAAUAAAGUAAUCACGUGAUAAUGUACUUUGCAGGAACUGGACUACGCUGACUCAGUUUCAGAAAUGAGUGAAAAUUACGGUGAAUAAAUAUUUAGAAAAGUUGUAGUCUAUCAAAUUUGAAUACGUCAGACAUUAUCAGUAACACAAUUUACUACCACACCCUUUACGGUACAGUGGAACAUGUACUCAAUUAACUCAGUUUUUCCCCUGCAAAAACAGUUUUUGGUAAAGAUUUGGUGGGUGGGGGAAUAGCAAGAAAAUUAUGUUUGUGUGUGUGCAUGCAUGUGUUUGUGUGUACUGAAUCUUCAAAUGAUGUAUUUAUGGUCUUCCAAGCCUAGAACUUAAUGUUACACAAAGUUGCUAUAUGUGCUUCGUUGCUUAAUCUUGCCAUAUUUUAAAUUUUUGUUGAUGAAUUAGUCCAAAAAGUUGAAGUAUUUCUAGAAUUAUUUUUUGUGUAUUGUUUUUACAGUUUAUGGUUGUGACACCUUUUGCUGCAAUAAGUCUUCAAAUGGGCCAAACUAAUUAUUUCUUUUGCCACAAAUUUGAUCUUAUUUCUAAUUGUAGAAUUGUCUCUGAAUAUUUUUCUGCAUGACAAAUGAAUGGAAAUAUGCAAAUUAAACCAACUUUCGGACAUCAGUAUCAGAGAGAGUAACAGCUGCUAAACCUAAGUGUGCAAUACCUGUAUGUGAUAUUCUGUUGACAUCCUUACCAAUAUUCAGAAACAUCAAGUUUACUUAUUACCAUUCUUCCAUGUUCUGCUGCUCUGUGUUCCAUCCAGUCUUGUUAACGCCAGCAGGACGAAAGAGAGAGGUUGUCGUACUUACACAUGCUAGUAGUAUGAAAAUGGUCUCGUGUGUUUUUUGGAUUGUCCACAGUGCUCAGUAGCAAUACUUUGAAAUAAAACAAAAUAUUCCUAAAAAUAAAGACUUAUUGAAGUUGUGAAAGACUAUAAAAUACAUGUAUUGUGUUGUGUGUAUAUAUUGAGCUGAUUGCUUUAGUGACAUUGGUCGUUAUUAGGCCUGUUUACAGUUUGUAUACAGUAUUCUAAACUGAUCUUUUACUGUGACUAUUGUAACACUACUGGUAAGGUAAUAAGGUUGGUGGAAAUUGUCGUGAAAAGGAACAGCCUCUAUGCAUUUAUAUAUACACGUGCCAUCUGUCUGGAAAUAUUGUAUGGUGGAAGUGAUAUUGGUGGUGACGGUAGUAACAUUAACUCUCCAGACAGCAUCUAUCAUUAGUACCAAGUAUUCAGCAGAAAAAAGUUAUCUUUACAAAAUAUUUGCUCAACCUUGAGAGCAUUCCACUGAUAUUGUCCCCAAUUUUGUACAAUGUAUAAGAAUACCAUGUUAAAAAAAAUAGGUGAAUUUUAGUAUACAAAUAAAUUUUAUUUUUUCAUAUGCA
This is a messenger RNA of Schistocerca gregaria, 5062 nucleotides long. RefSeq names its product peroxisomal membrane protein 11C (gene Pex11c). The coding region runs from base 201 to 890 and encodes 229 amino acids. The transcript has 5 exons. The record is from RefSeq and is a predicted model, not a curated record. Gene Ontology annotation, cellular component: peroxisomal membrane. Gene Ontology annotation, biological process: peroxisome fission. NCBI's taxonomy places the organism in Eukaryota, Metazoa, Arthropoda, Insecta, Orthoptera, Acrididae.